Pseudoliparis swirei is the source of this 1941-nucleotide messenger RNA. It is a transcript of the gene kcnj11l, whose product is annotated as potassium inwardly rectifying channel subfamily J member 11, like. The record is from RefSeq and is a predicted model, not a curated record. Gene Ontology annotation, cellular component: plasma membrane. The transcript is spliced from 6 exons. Gene Ontology annotation, biological process: potassium ion import across plasma membrane; regulation of monoatomic ion transmembrane transport. Gene Ontology annotation, molecular function: inward rectifier potassium channel activity. NCBI's taxonomy places the organism in Eukaryota, Metazoa, Chordata, Actinopteri, Perciformes, Liparidae. The coding region runs from base 68 to 1375 and encodes 435 amino acids.
GCGUUAAUGACGUGAAUAAACCCGUGAAUCGGUUCUGAGUCGGAGCGGCUGUUUCCUGAUCAGCAUCAUGUUGGCCAGGAAGGGCCUCCUCCCUGACGGGUUCCUGCUGACCCGUCUCUCCGAGGACCAGAACCAGAGGAGCCGAGGCCACUCCCGGUACCAGAAGGCCCGCUUCAUCACCAAGAGCGGGUCCUGCAACGUGGCCCACAAGAACAUCAUGGAGCAGGGCCGCUUCCUGCAGGACGUGUUCACCACCAUGGUGGACCUGAAGUGGCAGCACUCGUUCCUGAUCUUCUCGUCGGCGUUCCUCUGCUCCUGGAUGCUGUUCGCGAUGAUCUGGUGGCUGCUGGCCUUCGCCCACGGGGACCUGGAGCCCCGGGACCCGGUCCUGGACCCGGGCCCGGUGCCCUGCGUCACCGCCAUCCACUCCUUCACCUCGGCCUUCCUGUUCUCCAUCGAGGUCCAGGUGACCAUCGGGUUCGGGGGCCGCAUGGUGACGGAGGAGUGCCCUCUGGCCAUCACGGUUCUGAUCGUGCAGAACAUUCUGGGCCUGAUCAUCAACGCCGUGAUGCUGGGCUGCGUCUUCAUGAAGACGGCGCAGGCCAACCGGCGCGCCGAGACGAUCAUCUUCUCCAGGAACGCCGUCAUCGCGUCCCGGAACGGCCGGCCCACCUUCAUGUUCAGGGUGGGCGACCUGAGGAAGAGCAUGAUCAUCUCCGCCACCGUGCAGCUGCAGGUGAUCCGGCGCACGGUGACGGCGGAGGGCGAGGUGACCCCGGUGUGCCAGCUGGACAUCCAGGUGGAGAACCCCCUGCGGAGCAACGGGAUCUUCCUGGUGUCGCCCCUGGUGGUCAGCCACACGCUGGAGCGCGGCAGCCCGCUGUACGAGCUGUCGGCCCAGACGCUGGCCUCCGAGGACCUGGAGAUCCUGGUCAUCCUGGAGGGUGUGGUGGAGACCACGGGGAUCACCAUGCAGGCCCGGACCUCGUACACCCCCGAGGAGAUCCAGUGGGGGCGCCGCUUCGUGACCAUCAUGACGGAGGAGGACGGCCGCUACUGCGUCGACUACUCCAAGUUCGGCAACACGGUGCCGGUCAAGAUGUCGUCGCUCAGCGCCAAGGAGCUGGACCAGACCCGGGGGGUCCAGGAGGGGGGCUCCUCGGAGCCCGUCAACCCCCAGGGCUGGGGGCUGGUCCGGGCCGGGAGGGGGGGCUUCCGUAGAGGAGGAGGCCGGGCCUGCGACGCCUCCCCCCAGCCCUGCUACGACCAAUCAGAGCCGAGGGAGGCGGAGCAAAGGGGGCGGAAGAAGAAGGUGCAGCUGGAGGUGAUUGGACGACAGAUGGACGAGGACGUCCUGGGGGAGACCAGCGACUGAGGACCAGGAAGCAGCUCACGCUGGAGGCGCUCACUUCCUGUUCGCUGGGAAAAAUAAGAUGGCGGCGGACAAAAUCCAAGAUGGCCGAAGCUUCAAAAAGUGUGAAUAACCAACGAGGACGACGUCCACUUCUUGGUUCUCUGAGCAGGAAGUGAUCAUAUCUGGACUCGGGAGGAGUGGCGUAGAGACCUGUCAAUCACCCUGUAGCCCCGCCCCUAAAGCAUCCCCUGUUUAUCUGGUGUGGCUCUAAAUGACCAUAAUGUACUAAAUGAUGACAUCAUGCUGUAUAGAAGAAGUAACUAGAGAUAGAGACAUAAACUCAUGGAAGAAUCGUAAAAGAAUGAAGGAAUCUGAUUGGCUGUUGCAGGAGGAAGCAGUGAUGAUGACUUCCUGUUGGCGAUCUCUCUGUUGAGCUCCACGAUGUUCAGUGGUUCGUUUACUUCUCUCGUAUCUCGUAUCUCACAUGAUAUGUUAUCGAUGUGGUAUGUUCUUUAGGUCACGUACAUGUGGUGUAGAUGUCCAUGAGGUGUUAUUUAUGUUUAUUAAAUUAUACUUUCUGUUUCUCA